Messenger RNA from Linepithema humile (Argentine ant), 3646 nucleotides. RefSeq names its product microtubule-associated protein RP/EB family member 1. The record is from RefSeq and is a predicted model, not a curated record. NCBI's taxonomy places the organism in Eukaryota, Metazoa, Arthropoda, Insecta, Hymenoptera, Formicidae.
GAAGAGGGUCAUCUCCGACGAGAAGUGAGUCCGGACGAAGAAGAAGAAGAAGCGGCAGUUGGCAGUGGAAGCAGAACCGUACGAACUUCCAACGCGGCCGCAUCGUCGUCGCGUAUUCCGCUUCUGUCGCACGCGCGCACGAACAUACGACACGUCCACGUCCGAAAGCUCGAACGUGAACCUCCGACUUUCCAAUCGACGAAUUCGAGAGCAAUCGAAACUUCGAGAGUAGACCAAGAGGAACCCAGCAUCAUGGUUUACGAGAGCGACUUCUACACCACCCGGCGACCCUACUCGCGGCCGCUCGUCUCCUCCUACACCGUCACGACUCGACCCAUCAUCAUACCGCUCUCCAGUAUCAUCCAGUUGAGGAGCGUUCCUCACUUGCCAUAUGUGGCACACAAGAGGCUCGUCACCAUAAUCCACACGCCGGUUCAUCACGUGUACUACGCUGGCGAGGUGGUUCCCGUAAGAGUGCGGGCGCGCGUACGGCCCAGCGUCCUCGCAGCCGAGCUCAACAGGAUACGCGACCUGCCGAGGCCGUCCACCCGAUCCUACCUCGGCGAAUAUCUAAACUCCCGAGACAACAUAUUGUUCGACGAUGAGGCAAGGGAGAUUCGUGCGAGAGUGGAUUCCCUUCUCCGACGUGUCCACGUGUUCGUGCCAAGAGCAUUGGCAAGCGAUUUCCUCGAGGAGAUCGUGCCGGAACGCAUGCGUAGCCACGAUUACGUUCGUCGGUUGCUCACCGGCCGCAACAACGCGAAGAAAGAAGUCGAACACCUAGGCUGGUACGAGGUGCCCGACCGAGGCCACUUCGGCACCCUGGCGUGUGUCAAGUACGUCGCCGGCAAGCCGCAGUCCGUCAGGAAACCGUACGUCAAAGUCGCGGAUCUCCGGCCGUCCGACAUCCGCAACGACGUCAACUUCCUCAGCUACUACAGCAAGAACCGUCAGGCGGCCGCGUCUGCCACCCCCGGUCAACCAAUGACAGAACGAGAGUUACGAAAGGCACGCGCGUUAGCUAUCGAAUCGACGGCCCAGACACAAAAAACAACUCCUGCUCCGAAAUCAGAAGCAAAACCAGAGGAGAAACCGGAAAGGAAAUCAGAGAAGAAGAAGCCGGAGCCAGAGAAAGAGACGGAACCAGUGCGCCAACCGGAUCCGGAACCAGUGAAAAAGGUCGAACCGAUACCCGAACCAGCGCCUGAACCGGAAAAGGAACCAGAACCGAUAGUGGAGCCGCAGCCAGAGCCGGCAAAACCAGCGCCUGUAAAACCGUCGAAAUCGGUGAAAGGUUCGAAAGCGACGAGAUCCGCGAAAGCGGCCGAGCCUAAAGCGGAACCGGAACCUGCUAAGGAACCAGAACCUGUAAAGGAGCCCGAGCCUGUAAAGGAACCCGAGCCUGUGAAGGAGCCCGAGCCUGCGAAAGAGCCCGAGCCUGCAAAAGAAUCGGAACCAUCGGCGGCACUAGUCGCGGAAAACGCGCCGACCGAAAACGCGGAGGCCGUAAGUGACGAAGCUAAGGAGGAGGAAAAGCAAGAAAAAGUGAGGCAAGAAAAGGAGGACGCUAUAAGGAGAGCAGAGGAGUACCUCGCUAAAGUGGCUCGGGAAGCACAGUCAGAAGAGGAGAGGCGGAAGGCCGCGGAGGAGGAACGCCUGCAACUCGAGGCCGAGGAGAGAAAAGCGUGGGAAGCGUUGCAACUUGCGCAGGAACGGAAAGCCGAGCUUGGCCAGAUACUAGAGACUGAGCAGCAGGAAGCCGAGAGGAAGGUGGAAGAGGCCAAGCUACAAGCAGAACGCGAGGAAACGGAGAGAAUAGAACAGGGGGAGAGAUUAAUCAAUCAAGAGAAGCUCACCGCACUGAUACAGGAGCAAGAACGGCAGAUAAUUGAGGAACAUCUCGAAGAAGUUCAGCAUCAGAAGCAGGAGCAGGAGGAGGCAGACGUCACGCAACUUGCGACCAAUGAGCCGAAAGACGUCAGCUGCGUCGAGGAUCCGGUGGAUCCUAGCGAAAUAAGCGAUCAGGAAAAAGAGGAGAAGCCUUACGACGUUACCACGGAUGAUGAAACGCGGGUCGAGGAAGAGAACGUCCACGAAGAGGAACACUUGGAAGUGACCGAAGAUACGUUCGUCGAGGAACCGGAAGGAGCCGAAAGUAAGCCGCAAACGGGGCCACUGGCGACUGAGGAUGGGCCACAGAUUGAGGAGGUCACUUCCGGCGAAGAGUUCGAAUGGGGUGAUCAGGACGCGUAAUUUGGGUCCGACCGGCUCGGACCGGCUCGCGGCGUCGAUGGUCCACGUUCCUUUCAUCAUCGUCAUCGUUAACGCUAGGAUUUCACGCGUCUUAGUCCAUCGUCCUGUCCGCGAAUGUCACUUGAUCCGUCAUCUUCGCAGAUGACUGUCGAGACGUCAAUUGAUAAUACAAUCAAAACAUUGUAAUUAAUUUCCUUUUUUAUAAUCUAAUCUGCUUACUUAUUUUCUUGUCAAAUGCACGCAUCAAUUUUCACGAAUCAUUAAUACAUACACUUCGCCAUAAAUUUCAUCGCGAUAUCGCGAUAAGUUGCUCGAGUCGAAGUAUGAACCUAAAAAUAUUAAGUCUCUUAUAAUUAUUUUUGUUUCAUCGUGUUAAUUAAUUUAAAAGGGAGACCGAUUAGAGGCUCGCGAUCUCGUGUCAUCUGCGCGUAUUUAUUUCAUUACUGACACCAUAUACCAUUUACGUUCUAUCCCGCGUCGGAGAGCGGCAACCCGUAGAUCGAGUCUGACGUGAGUAUCGAUUUCCGAUGGUCUGCCGUUGAUUCGUUUAUAGUCUCGGAUAGUAAUCGGGUAGAAAUAUCGCGACGAAUUUUAGCCGUUCAUUCGGGAGUCGCGCAGUCGAGCUGGCUUCGUCGUCGCCGUCGUCGUCUAUUUUUACAGUAACAGCUUCGAGCUUCAGCCAUGAAAUUGGUUUGACUGCGAUUGUCCGAGUGAUCGAUCGGAAAGGACGAGAGAGUUCCGGAAAUAAUCGCGGACACAUUGAGAAUUAGCGGCUAUCUCGCGAUCCGAAGUUCGGAAAAUGACAGCCCUAUUUUUAGUAUUAUUUAUUAUUAAAGAAAACCAUAUUUAUUAUAUAAAAGUGUGGUACAAUAUAAUAUGAGUGACCAGAUAUAUGGAAUUUUGCUCCGGUUUGGAAAAUUUAUUUUUUCCGCGGAAAGCGUUGUGAGAAAAAUUGCGGAGCUUGAAAUGAAACGGUUAUAAAUCCAAUUUUUUUUGGAUUAGGUAAAAAAAAACCAGACAUAAAUUGAAUGUUUUAUAAGAUUUCCACGCGACUAGUAUAUAAAGUAGAACAAAAAUGCCAGCUAUAAAUAUGUUUAAUACAAUGCAAAAGGAGCUUGCCCUUUUGUGUCGAAAACCUUUUGCCGCUUUUGCUGUUUCAAAUUUAAAUUUAGACGUAAGUAAACCUGCACCAUUUGUAAGAUAAUCGACGUUGUGUGUCACGUAUGAAAAUAAGAAAAGUAUUUAAACUAAUAAAUAGGAAAUGUAUCAAUUUAAUUUAAUUAUUUAAUAUAACUUCUCAUAUCUAAUGCACAAUGAAGUUCGACGUAGCACGCAAUGUAUACUCACACAACGCCUACUUUGUUUAUUCAGGAUAAUAAAUAUAUUAUAAAUA